Molecule: messenger RNA, 3440 nt
Organism: Sebastes umbrosus (honeycomb rockfish)
Lineage: Eukaryota; Metazoa; Chordata; Actinopteri; Perciformes; Sebastidae
Product: serine/threonine-protein kinase PAK 6
Exons: 8
Coding region: 1-2091 (696 amino acids)
Biological process (GO): protein phosphorylation
Molecular function (GO): ATP binding; protein serine/threonine kinase activity
Source: RefSeq, a predicted model, not a curated record
AUGUUUCGCAAGAAGAAAAAGAAGAGGCCUGAGAUAUCAGCGCCAAAGAACUUUGAGCACCGCGUCCACACCUCAUUUGACUCCAAGCGUGGCUGCUUUGUGGGCUUGCCGACGCAAUGGCAGAGCCUGAUAGAGAACCUGCGCCGGCCCAAACCCAUGGUGGACCCUUCCAGGAUCACAGAGGUGGAGCUGAGGCCAAAGAAGACCAUUGUGCGGGGGAGCAUGAUCGGUCACGGAGACUACAUCGCAGCCAUGAUCAAUGAUAUGAACCGUCUCUCUGUGACCAGCUCGAACUCUUUGAGGAAGAGCAGCCCCUCGGCCAGGAAGAGGGCCCAGUCACUGGGAAGGCUGGGGGAAGUGAACGAGGGAGACGCUUACCAGUACGAGGGCCUGACCCAGGACGACGAAGACGACGAGGAUGCGGGUCAAGACCAGUGGAGGGACAGGGCAAGGAAUAUCCACAGCGAGACCAACACCCCUUACUUGGGCAUGAAGAAGAGCAUCACUCUGCAGCCUAAUGGGAUCUUGCCAAAGGCCAAGUCCACCUACGAAGUCAGUGUCAGCUCCCUGGAGGGACCCUCGCAACCGGUUCAGUCCCAGAACAUCCCGGUGCUAAGUCACGGGGCUUAUUUGGGCGGUGAGGUGGGCAGCCCUCAGGAGAGAGUGAUAUGGAAGAGAGAUUUCCAGCUUCCCAGGGGAAUGCCACCAAGUCAGAGACCUAUAGCUUGUUUUUACAGCCCAGCUAUGACUGUACAGCAGUCCCAUGGCGAUCAAGCGACAGUGACCACGGAGUUCCGGCCCAACGUACCGAUGUACAUGCACCCCCAGAACAGCCCCGGGAGGCCGUUCUCCUCCUAUGACCUGAAAGCAGAAUCGGCAGUGAGGUACCACUCCGGCUUCCUGCCCACUGGCAACAGCAGUCCUCUCGUUGGUGGCAUCAGACCCCAGCGAACCGUGCGGUCCUCGGCUAGCUACACGCUGGGCCUGUCUCCUAACAUGGGGCUGAGGCCCAAUGGGCCUGACCCCUUCCUCAGACACUCUGGAUGCCCCAUUCCUCCCUACCCCCGGCAGGACAGCCCUUCCCAGCCUCGACCCUCUCCUACAGGCUCACUAGCCACCAGUCCUCCAGGCACCUGUUCCCCUGCUUUCAGACCUCCACAACAUCCUUCACCCAGACCACCUCCAGACCCACCCAAGGUGACCCAUGAACAGUUUAAGGCGGCCCUGCAGAUGGUGGUGGACAAGGGCGAUCCACGGUCUUACCUGGAGAACUUUGUGAAGAUCGGGGAGGGCUCGACGGGGGUGGUGUGCAUCGCUACGGAGAAGCACAGCGGCAGGCAGGUGGCGGUGAAGAUGAUGGACCUGCGGCGGCAGCAAAGGAGAGAGUUGCUCUUUAAUGAGGUGGUCAUCAUGAGGGACUACCAGCACAGGAACGUGGUGGAGAUGUUUAAAUCAGCCCUGGUGGAGGAGGAGCUGUGGGUUAUCAUGGAGUACCUGCAGGGUGGAGCACUGACCAACAUUGUGUCUGAGACCAGGCUGAGUGAAGAGCAGAUUGCCACGGUGUGUGAAGCUGUUCUGCAGGCCCUGGCCUAUCUCCAUUCACAGGGAGUCAUCCACAGAGACAUCAAGAGCGACUCUAUACUACUCACAUUAGACGGAAGGGUCAAGCUUUCAGACUUUGGCUUCUGUGCUCAGAUCAGCAAGGACAUCCCUAAGAGGAAAUCUUUAGUGGGGACACCCUAUUGGAUGGCUCCUGAGGUCAUCUCCAAAUCGCCAUAUGGCACUGAGGUGGAUGUUUGGUCAAUGGGUAUCAUGGUGGUGGAGAUGGUGGACGGAGAGCCCCCGUACUUCAGUGAAACCCCUGUAGCAGCUAUGAAGAGACUGAGGGAUGAGCUGGCUCCUACUGUGCGAAAUGUCAGCCAGAUCUCCCCAGUUCUAAAAGACUUCCUGGACCGUAUGCUGACCCGGGACCCCCUAGAGCGGGCCAGCGCCACUGACCUGCUGGAGCACCCCUUCCUGCUGCAGUGUGGCUCACCUCAGUGCCUGGUCCCGCUGGUGGAGCAGUACCGCAAGCGCAUGUCCCGUUGCUGACCCCGUGGGGCUCCCGCUCCCCAAACACCCAACUUCAGUCUGACCUGUCCAGGCGAGGACCAGCACCGGGGUCCAACUCCUCUAGCACCCAAGCCAACGGGAGAUCAGCUCUAGAGAAGCAGACCCAGAUAGCGUGUUGCUGCCAAAGUGACGGUGGCACGACGGCAAAGUUUGGUUGACAGACACCGCAUGGUCUCAGGCAUGAGAGAAGCACUUUAGGAGUGAGUUAAAGGCAGCAUGCAAUUCCUCACCUCUCGACUCGGUUCGAUCCGAAUAUUGAUUGGCUUCCUGUAACAUUCAGCGGGAUUCAACACGACACGACAUGGUGCAUAUCAACUGAUAGCAAAACUCAAUAUUCCACCUAACUUAUAUGUAAUGGACAUGUGCUACUCUAAAGAUCCUUUAUAGUGUUCAUAGUGGGCAUUAUUGCUAGCAGUGUAAAGCUUAUAAAGCUGGUGUUAGGCUCAAACCACAGUAGCUCAUUGUGACAUUAUUAAGGAAGGAUAAAGUUACCUCUGCACACUCACACUCUGUUGUGGAAACUGGACAACAAGCUGGUCAGUACACUCCACAAACACUGACAAUAGACUCUUUGCAUGGCCAAACGGAGGCACACCUGGCCUGAUGUGAAUGCUUGAAUAUGUACCAAACUGGGAUGUGAAAGACAAUUCUCCUUUAUUAGCAUAAUAAAUGGGUAGAUGAAAGCCCAGCUGCUACCAUUGGGCUGUUGGACGAUCACCAGUACCAUAUUCCUCUUUUUCAUAUUUAUUCUUUAUUUCCAAAAGGUGUUGUGGGUUGUUUGUAUGAUGUGAAGUUGCAAAUAAGGUUUCAUUAUAAAGUAUGGACUUGAAACAUGAGCAGAUAAAUUAAUAAUGUAAAUAAAAAUACUGAAUAUUAGGUCCUUGUACCUGCUGAUCUACUGCAGUAAAUUAUAUAAGAUGAAUACUUUUCUUUACUGAAAUGUGAGUGUAUAGUUGUAUGUAUGUGUGCAUGAGCACAUGGGCACAUGGGUGUGUGUGUGAGGUGACAUCUCAGUGUUUGCUUCUGAUACGAUCCUCUUUGUAUUGUGACAGACUUUUUGAAAAACCACAAGACGUGCGUGUCGCUCUUCCAGAAGAUGUGUAUGACUGUAUUUGCAUUUGUUUGCCUAGAUAAAGCACACAGGCCUGGCAUGUGAUGCUGCAGGACGUCCACCUGCUGAGAAACACUUUGCACAUAAUAGUCUUUGUAUUCUUGACACGGAUACAUGUUGACGUGUUUCAUGUAUUUCUAUCUCUGUGUGGAUCAUUCAUGAAAAAGAGAAUUACACAUUUUAAUUUUGUAUAAAUCAAUAAAUGAUGCAUAUUGAA